Messenger RNA from Theobroma umbraticum, 3306 nucleotides. RefSeq names its product Protein kinase superfamily protein (gene NCRK). Gene Ontology annotation, molecular function: ATP binding; protein kinase activity. Gene Ontology annotation, biological process: protein phosphorylation. The record is from RefSeq and is a predicted model, not a curated record. NCBI's taxonomy places the organism in Eukaryota, Viridiplantae, Streptophyta, Magnoliopsida, Malvales, Malvaceae.
UCGUUCUUAUCUUUUUUUAACCGUUGCCAACUUGGCAAGAGCUCUAAACUUUGUUUAACUUUUUCAAUUUUUACAGAGAACCCAUUAAUCCUGAAGGAAAAUGGUUGAGAUGUCAUUUUCGUGUUGGCAAAUGGGUAGCUUUCAGAGAGCUUAAUUACUACUGAAUUGUGGUUGGUAUUCAAGCAUUUAAGAGCAAUGAAUUGCCCAUUUUUCUUGAGCUUCCUCAGGAGGUUAUGCUGCCUAGAUUAACACUCAGAGUGGAGGCAUUUAAGAUCAGGGAAGUUUGAACAGUUGUGCUGUGGCCACUAAUGAAGUGUUCAAAUUGGAAUAAAUGAAGCUCGAGGUGGAAGUUUCUCUUGCUUUUGUCAUUAGUUUGAUUUGGAUUCAGCAUGGUCUUUGCGAUGAACUUUCUAAUACAUCAGGCGUAAACAACUGGACAUGCACAUGCUCUUCCUUAAAUCAGGGAAACCAGACCUCUGUUCUUAAAUCUAACUGUUCAAGAUCCUGUGAUUGCAGUCCAGUUGAAACAAGUGGAGAUAGGUGGACAUGUUUAUGUGCUACUGAUGGAUUGCCUAAAGUAGCUGUCAACAAUCACAAUACUACGUGUUUUACCGCCUGCAACUGCACUGCCGGAUCUCUUCCUCAGGCGCCAGCUUCAAGAAAGCACUACUCUAACAGAGAUGUUGUGAUUAUUCUAUUACUCUGUGUCAUUCUCACAACACUGGCAUUUCUUGCUUCAAUAACAUGCUAUUUCUGUCGAAGGGACAAGUGCACGAAGUGCCCUAUCCAACCACCAAUAUUCUCAUCUGAUAAAGAAACAAGUUGCAAUAGUGCUACCAACUUGAUAAGUCGUAGGACUUCUUUGGUGUCAGAAACUACAGUUACCGUCAGCUUCCCUACUAAACCUGCUGCGGGAUGCUUUCAAAAGGCUUCAUUCCUUUGUCGGGGAAAAAAAGGGACUAUACUUGGAACAAUUUGCCAGUUCGCCUACUCUGAACUGGAAAAUGCAACCAAUAAGUUCUCCAAUUCCAACCUUAUAGGACUUGGAGGAAGUAGCUUUGUGUACCGAGGCCAGCUCAAGGAUGGAAGAAUUGUUGCAGUCAAGCGACUUAAAAUUCAAAGAGGUCCUGAUGUAGAUUCCAUCUUUUCAACAGAGGUCGAGCUGUUGUCAAGGCUACAUCACUGUCAUGUGGUGCCCUUGCUUGGCUACUGUUCAGAAUUCAGUGGGAAACAUGCUGAGAGGCUACUGGUAUUUGAAUACAUGCCUAAUGGUAAUUUGAGGGAUUGUUUGGAUGGGAAUUUGGGGGAGAACAUGACCUGGGAAACUCGUGUUGGUAUUGCUAUUGGUGCUGCAAGGGGCUUGGAAUAUCUUCAUGAAGCUGCUGCUCCUAGAAUAUUGCAUAGAGAUGUAAAAUCCACAAAUAUUCUCCUGGACAACAACUGGAGAGCUAAAAUAACUGAUCUUGGUUUGGCCAAACGUGUAAGAGCUGAUGGAGUUCCCAGCUGUUCCAGUUCUCCAGCAAGAAUGCAAGGCACUUUUGGCUAUUUUGCCCCUGAAUAUGCAAUUGUUGGAAAAGCCUCACUUAUGUCAGAUGUAUUCAGUUUCGGUGUAGUUCUUCUGGAACUGAUCACUGGUCGGCAACCCAUCCAUGAAUCAAACAAUAAAGAAGAAAGUCUUGUUAUAUGGGCUAUCCCUCGUUUACAGGAUAGUAAGCGAGUGACCACAGAGUUACCUGAUCCACGUUUAAAAGGGAAUUUUCCAGAAGAAGAGAUGCAGAUAAUGGCUUACCUAGCAAAGGAGUGCUUGCUGUUAGACCCUGAUGCUCGGCCAACAAUGAGCGAGGUUGUGCAAAUCCUCUCAACUAUUGCACCAGAUAAAUCUAAAAGAAUGAAUAUCCCUGUAAAUUUUUUCCAGAUGCCAUCAGCCCAUAACGUGAAGAAUGAAGCUCUUGUAGAGAGACAUCAAAGUGUAAUUGAGGCUUUAUAUGAUACAGAGGAGCAUAUACCAGCUACGUCUAUUAGUUCAGCUGAGAGCUCACCACAAUUAGGUACAGAUGGUAUUGAAAUUAUCGGCAAAGAAAUAGGUCCCCUUCCUGCUGAGUGUAUGGAGAGGCUGGUCCUUUUGAGUUCCAAUGCUAGGAGUUGGCGUGUCAAUGAUGAUGAAGCAGUAGACUUAACAGAGCCUCGGUUUGAAUCAUUCCGCAUGGCAAAUGUUAAGUCCCCCUGAGAAGAACUAUUCUACUGACAGGAUUAACACAUUUUGCACAAGUUUGCUUGGGCUUCUUUCUGCCGUUUACUCUAAGAAAGGAACAUCAUACAGGGAGUCGGUUUUUGAGAAAAUAUCCAUUUGAUUUUUUAUUUGUUGGGGGUUGUCUUGAAGAGUAGGCCGCACACAGGUUGUGUUAGUACUAGGUCAUGGUUUUUCCUUUAUCGCGUUUCAUGCGUUUGUACAAAAUAUUUAUACAAAAUUAGUAAAAAAUAUCAAAUCAACUAAAGACUGUAGAUGAUGGGCAAUCUUUUUCAGCAAUGGCCACUGCAGGAGAAUCAGUUCUACUUCCAAGUUGCCGCCAUCAAACAUUCAAUAUCGAAUUUUUAACUUGUCUCACACGAUCCAUUGCACCCAAAAAAUCCUUAAACCAAAUACAAGUUGACAGAACAAUCAUGAAUGCCAUCAUGUUUUUCAUUUUUCAAUCAUUUUCUCUUCUAGAAGGUCCGGUGCAGCAGCUUUAUACAGCAAUGCUCUUCCUUGUUAACUGCCUUGGAUUUCGGAUGUCUGGCAAGUCUCAGAGCAGUAAACACUAACUUUGUUUAUGUGUUAGUUGGGUGUCUUGUUUUUGCAGACUUGGAGUCUCCCUUUGAACGGUAGUUGAUAUAUGACUUUGAGAAAGGAUGGUAGAAUUCCAUCAACAUAUAUAAUAAACUCACCAAUUUAAGCCUUCUUCCCAAGGUCUUAUCACCAUUGUCAACAAUCCAGGGUCAGCAAUGGAUCCACCUCCGCCUCCAAGUACACCGCUGCUAGAUUCGGCUCCUCCUCCGGAUGGAGGGAUUUGGGAAUCUUGCUUGUGGUUGCUGUGCUGCUGUGGUGUAUUUAGAAGCUGCUGCCCUCCACUCUUCGAGCCCGGGCCUCCUCCUCCUUAGAGCUGCAUUUCUUUAAGGAAUUGUAUUUUUCCGUUCUGUUUUGCCUAUUUUUAAGCAAGUUUACAUGACUUGGAAGCACCCUUGGUUUCCUUUUGUCUUUUUCUAAUUGUGUGUUGAUAAGGAUUGAAACUUAUUGGAACUGAUUCUUCUUGUUGUCUUUAUUUCUCA